AUGGACGGUUCUGCACACCUCAAGCAAUUCCUCGGAAGGGCAAGCUACGGCGGAACGCCAGUCAUCGAAGCGGCGCAGUAUGGAAAUGCAGAGUGCGUCCGGGUGCUGCUGCAAGCCCCAAGGCUGGACUUGACCAUCGUCGAGGACGGCAAGAAUGCUUUGGAGUGGGCCCGUCAUCCAGAAUCACUGUGCCACCCCCAUGGAGGCCAUGCUCAGGUCGAAGAAUUGCUCGCGCCACACAUGAUGAAGUCAUGA
Molecule: messenger RNA, 255 nt
Organism: Symbiodinium sp. CCMP2456
Lineage: Eukaryota; Dinophyceae; Suessiales; Symbiodiniaceae
Source: the annotation of a GenBank genome assembly